UGAGAAAUCUAGAUCUGUCGCGAAGAUCGCACUGCAUCGUCUCCCAUCGUUAUCCCAAUGACCAUCUCACAUGCUGUUUCAUGACAGCUGCCGCUGACAUGCCCGGCGUGAACGGAGAGGAAACCGCGCCGGCGACGGCCAAUGGCGAUAUGACAGCCCAAGGACAGAAGCGCCAGCGCGCAAAGCAAGCGUGUGAGCCGUGUCGACUUCGCAAGCGACGAUGCGACGGCAAUAUGCCAUGUAAUAUGUGCACCCAGUUCGAAUACAAGUGCUAUUUCGAGAAGCACCCGCGGAAACGUAGCAAGCUUGUCGAGCAGCAUGCCAUUGCCGAUGCCCAAAUGAACCGAGAGGAAAAUGACCACAUCGAGAACGAGCUGCCAAGCAUGGAAGAUCUAUCCAAGAUGAGAGCGCUCGAAGCCAACUCGGGCAUUGCCUUUACUCGCCUCCUCGGAAUGCGACUUGACCCGUCUAGUGGACCUAAGCUGUUCACCUUUGGCUGGAAUCUUGGGAGUAGUCAAUAUGUCCGCCCUGCGGUAGCCCCAAUCACCGAUUUUCUGAACCGACAUCAGAUGGAACAGCUUGCGAAGCUGUACUUUACUAACGUGCAUCCCAUAUACGGCUUCUUGAACAAGAGUCGUGUCAACGCUGGUAUAGGCGCACGAUGGACCAAUCCCGGGGAGUGCGACGUCCCCGACCACAUUCUAUGCGGCAUUGCGGCGCUAGGCAUCUUGUACUCAGACAACAAUCCUUUGGUGCAGCUGCUGCCCCGCCUAGUGGAUGUUCAGAAGACAGCACUCGAAAGUACAAGUACCAUGGUGCCUCCUACACUGACCGACGUACAGUCCUGGAUUCUUCGAUGUCUAGUGUUACGAACUACCGACCACCCGCAUGCAACGUGGAUGGCAACAUGUACCACGAUGCAUCUGGUCGAAUCAAUAGGGCUGCAACUGGAAGCCAGCAGCUCAGUCUUGCACCCUGCAACGAACGACUCUGCAGAUCCUGAGCUCAGACGCCGCUCUUUCUGGGUGGCGCGCAUGCUAAACUCCUGGGUGAGUUUCGAAUAUGGCCGAACGCGAGUGGCCUUGCAUGGCAUCACGGCAAGAUUACCUUCUUGUGUCGAGGGUGAUUACACCAAGGAUUACAUCGAAUUGUACAGCAUAUCUUGUUUCCUCGAGCCUGAGCAAGGCGAGAAGGCGGGCCAGUGGGAGGAAUUCCUGACACAGCUGGAUGCAUAUGAACCGAAACAUGACGGCAUUGCACUGUCGAAGGCGAAUCUAGGCCUUUGUGGAUACAGAAGGCUACGGCUCGCAAACCCCAAUCUCUCUCCUGAUGUUGUCAAGACAAUUCUUAAUAUUGGCUUGAACGGAUUGCAGGCUGCGAGGAGGAUGGCAGAGAAAGGGAUGCCCUGGUGGCAUGUCGCGAACGUUCCGUUCCAAGUCAUCUGCGUAUUCCUCGCCAUGGACGGCAAAGAAUCGCUAUCCCACUUGUCUACCGCCAUGCGAACGCUCGAGUACGUCGUUGAUCGUUUCAAGACCGGGGCGAUGAAAGACUCUCUGAAGACCGCCCGCUUCCUUGUGCGCCUUUCCAAGAAGCGCAAGGAUGAGGACUCGCAAGUACUCGCAAUGAGCAUACAACGCGCGCGGUCUGAAGAUCCCCAGCCCGAGCACCUGAAAGCACUGCAGACACAGCAUGUGCACACGAAUGGGACUACGGCGCAGCCAGUCGAAGAAAACCACCCGACUGCAGCGAGUAGCGAGGACUGGAACUUGGACGCUCUCAAUGAUUCGCAAUUUGACUGGAAUUAUUUCUUGACGCACGACAUGCCCGCUUUCAAUACUUUUGCUCCCGACGGAAUCAUGUGAGCUGCACUUUUACAUUGUUACUUAGCUAGGUUCCUCAAGUGAUCAAACUCGAAGGCACCGGAACGAAUGGGCAGAUACAAGGAUCGCUUUCACUUACUUGAGUGUGCAACAUGCACUUGGAGUGAAGCAGGAGAAGCAGAGUCAUGCAGCCGAACAACGCAACAGGCAGAGGACCCCAAAAAGCGCUCGCAUAAUUGGUCAGUUGUUUAAGGAAGGAUGGAAAGGCUUGUUAUGGGGUACGUCGGUCUGCGCAGCCGGGUGUAGCAAUUUUCCAGCAACGAGCAAUGGCUCCGGUUGUCUUGCCCUCGGCCUGCCGCCUCUGAAUCAUCACACUGCCAGCCUGAGGUCACGCGUCCGGGAAAGGCGAGUGCGGAUGCCAUGCCUCCUUCCUUGCCCGAGCAGGCGUAACGCGCAGGGGGCACACGACGUUCCUUGUGAGCGUGAAGGAUAAUGCUGUGUGAGUAAUUGCAACGCUUGGUCAACGAGAAAAGCAAUGGGCACCUAACCUAGUGGACGGACAGCGACAAUUCGUCUUCAAGGGCUUUCUGUAAUCCCGAGUGCAAGGAGCUGGUAAUACCGUUAUGGUACUUCUGAUACCUCCACAGUGAGUGGACCAGUUCGAGCUAGCCCCGAUGAAGAUGGUUUGCAGAGAAUCAAUGGCUCACUUUGCAUCUGCAUGACCCUCAGCCCAAGCAUGCCAGCUAAGACUUCAUGUAGCAGUUGAAGGCUACGCAAAGGUGCCCCCGUCACUUGCGAUUCUGGGCUUCAGUCCAGCUACGACUCUGCCGAAACUAAAGCUCGCCUGGAGUAAAUCAACACGGUAUCAGCAGUAGCGGCGCAUCACUCAAACUUGGCUUCAUCAUGAGAAACUUGUUUUACUGGGCUGGGAUUUGGUACUCUCGAUCUAGAGUCACAUUUCUUAAUCUUACCCCGGCGCAACAGGUCCAUAGUCGACAAGUCUGAACGCAAAGAGGUUAGGGCAGUAGUAAUCGCACGACUCCGCCAAAGGUCAUGAAUCAUGCAGCAUCAAGGCUUUCCGCCGUCCUUGCUCAGUUCCUCCUGCGGUCCCUUGCCCUUGUCGCCCCCGAAUAUGCUGCGAGGCAAUGGCAUGUUCGAAGCACCCUCGCGAGAGGAGGGACGCUCGAUUUGACUCGAGUUUCCGGUGCCGGAACUGGCCCUGGCCUCACCCUCCACAGGCGCC
Messenger RNA from Cercospora beticola, 3063 nucleotides. RefSeq lists its product as uncharacterized. The record is from RefSeq and is a predicted model, not a curated record. Gene Ontology annotation, biological process: regulation of DNA-templated transcription; response to xenobiotic stimulus; DNA-templated transcription. Gene Ontology annotation, molecular function: zinc ion binding; DNA binding; DNA-binding transcription factor activity, RNA polymerase II-specific. Lineage: Eukaryota; Fungi; Ascomycota; Dothideomycetes; Mycosphaerellales; Mycosphaerellaceae.